UUUGUUUUGUUCAUGUGUGGAGAGGUGGCUGCAGUCAGUGAUGAUUUUACAACACGCUGUCUCCUGCUGUUUAAAGUAUUUAGGCUGGGAUGAAAUGUUUUCUAAUAAUUAGUGAUUUUUGUGUUUGUUUGUUACCUGCACGGAGUUCCGUGAAAAGGAAAGCAUCCCUUUUCUGUGUUGAAUUUCACACACAGAGCGGAGCGCGUCAGUCGCAGCUACAGACAAGUCGAGCUUUUCAAUGAGAUGAUUUACUGAGAAACAAACGCGUUGAAGCUCCAGCAGAGCUCUGCGCGAUUCUGAAAGACCAAAGUAAAGUUACUCCUUGCAAAGCAUGUUGUUUGUGUUCUUUCUUUAUCACACUAGAAGAAGUGAUGAAUAUAUUUGAAUGGGAAGGCUACAGUAAAAAAAUAAAUAUUACUAAAUACAAACCGCAGGCGGCGUUUCUGAUUGAAAAGAGGAUUCCGCUACUAGACCAGUCUGAAACUCAAACCAGUGAAGAUGGACGGCAGCGUGUCCGUGUCGCUCUUUCAAGACGAGCUCGCCUCUACCAUCGAGCACGCAGUGAAAGCGGCUCUACACACCGUCUUGUGUGCGAUUACUAAAGCUGUCGGCAGCAAAUUCACUGAAUUCCAAGUGGAAAUGGCUGGAAAGGAGAAAGAGAAUGAAAGUCUGAAGCUGAGAUUGGAAAUAUCAGAGAGCGAGCUGAAAGCUGUGCGAGGGUGUAUAAACGCUGUAGAUGCAGACAUUAAACAGCCUUUAAUAUUUCAAGAUCCCAUGGAGAGCCACGCUAUCCCUGAAUCUGAAGCACAGGAGGGGCCAAAGAUAGAAGCAGAUUACACACAAGAGGAGUCCUUUGAGCAGGAGUGGUGUGCAAGUCUAAUGCAGGUUACAGAGCUGGCAUGUGUUAAAGAUGAAGAGGUCCCUCAACAGGAAUGUGUUCCUAUUAAAGAGGAAUUCAUAGAGCAGGAAUGUGCCUCCAUCGCAGAGGAACUUCCCCAUGAAAAUCAUGUCUGUACACUUGAGGAGAACAACAAGCUGGGAUCCAACCUGUAUGAUGACUCUCCAUCUGAAUGUGAACUGGAAUUCAGAGGUAAUCCUACAAAACAAGCAGCAUUGAGCUGCCUAUUCAUCCUGCAGAACCUGGUACUGAACACCAGCAGUGUGCUGAAGAGUCAUAUUUUAACCAAGGGGAGCUGCCCCACCAUUAUGUCAACAAGGACAUCACUGAGCUUGCUCCCGAGACACCUGCUAGAUGUGCAGCCGCUGCCACGCCUCUUUUGAAUGCUGUUAGAUCAGUGUUGUCCAAUCACGCUCCUGGAGGCCAUUCCGCUCCACAUUGAACAUUUUCAGUUAUAUUAAGUGAUACUCCUGUGCCUGGAUGGACACCCCUGUGUUAGAUCUUUGCCUUCCCUCAUUCCUGGUAGACUGUUUGCAGUUGUGCUGCUCCCACAGCUUUACAGAGCUGCAGGGAUCACAUGUCCCAUCACUGGGUGAUGCCAAAUCCAGUCGGGUUGCUCAGCGUCACCAGAAGAAACAUUUCAGUAGAGAAUUUCUGUGGAGAAUGUAUGCAGCAGGAUCGCAAAAAUGAGAGUCUUAUUUUAUUUCAUUUUUAAAAGCUCAUCUCAUGUCAACUAUCCCGAGGACUGUAAUGUUUGCUCGCAACGCCACAUUUCACUUUUGUGUGUCUCACAGUAAGCAUUGCUGUGUUAUUAUUGUCACAGUACAGUAAGUAUGUGUGUGGAGGUGUUCUGUACAGCAGACCAGCUCAACAGAUAAUUUCUAUAUUAAUUAUUAAUUAUCAAAAAACAAAUGAAAUAUUAGAUACAUUGCAGUACUAUCAAAAUGCAGGUACUAAAUAGGAUUUUUCAUGAUGCUCUAUUGGCUCGAUUUAAAAUAUUCCAUUUUAAACAUUAAAAAAAGCAUGUUGUUUUUCAUUUUCCACUUGGCUGACAUGUUGACAUCAUUCUUGCUGUGACUGAAACUUGCGGGACACUAACUGGUGAAUGAAUCCACCUCAUCUCAAGCAACCAAUCACUGAACUGCUCAUUCGCUUGUGUUCAGAACAGUGCAUGUGGAAGAAUGCUGUACAAUAACCUUUGUCUCUCUUCUCUUUCUUUCUUUAGCUUCUAAAGUAGAUGAAGGAGAACACGACUCCACUCUAUCACCCCAGUGCAAAAACUCUUCUAAAGGCAAACCACAGUGCAAGAAACACAGAGAGACGACACCCCAAGAAGAAAAUGUGAAGACAUUGAGAACUCACUCAGUUACAAUCCCUUCUUUACAAGACAGACACCCACUUACUGUGGAGAGUACAGAGACGGCACAUUCUGUGUGUUUUAACAAUUCUGAAACCCAGGGCAACUUGAAGACCUUGCCUCAUUCUAUUAAAGCUUCUAAAGUAGAUGAAGGAGAACACGACUCCACUCCAUCACCCCAGUGCAAAAACUCUUCUAGAGGCAAACCACAGUGCAAGAAACACAGAGAAACGACACCCCAAGAAGAGUAUGUGAAGACAUUGAGAACUCACUCAGUUAAAAUCCCUUCUUUACAAGACAGACACCCACUUACUGUGGAGAGUACAGAGACGGCACAUUCUGUGUGUUUUAACAAUUCUGAAACCCAGGGCAACUUGAAGACCUUACCUCAUUCUAUUGAAGGUGGGAAGAGUUCCUGUCAAUUAGACGCUCCUGAAACUCACAAGGGAAAUCCCACAGGAGGGACUACGUUUUCCUGGGCUGAUUGUGGGAAGAGUUUCAAUCAUAUAUCACUGCUUAAAAGACACCAGCGCAUUCACACAGGAGAGAAACCUUCCCACAUACAGACCAGUGAUAAGAGUUUCACACAGUUAGGAAAUCUUCAUUCACACCAGCACAUUCACAUAAGAGAGAAACCUUAUCACUGUACUGAGUGUGGGAAGAGAUUAAGUAAUUUAGGAAACCUUAAAAUCCACCAGCGCAUUCACACAGGAGAGAAACCUUAUCACUGUUCUAUUUGUGGGAGGAGAUUCAAUGAAUUAGGAUCCCUUAAAAGGCAUCAGCGCAUUCACACAGGAGAGAAACCUUAUCACUGUGCUGUUUGUGGGAAGAGAUUCAACCAGUUAGGACACCUUAAAAGACACCAUAACAUUCACAUAGGUGUGUAAUCCUAUCCCUGCACUUAGUGUGAAGAAGUGAAGUCAGUUGCAGACUCUUACAGGACUAGAGAACAUUCUCAGAAAUGCAGACACCUGGGGACAACUAAACAACAGGAGUGCAUUUGACUAAAUACAGAAAUAUUAACUGAAAACAGAAGUGGCUUGAUAAAUCUGGUCACCCCUAAUCACAAUUUGUUCAGAUCAAAAACUCACCAAAAUCUGUGUUCAUCAUGUUGUUGAGCAUUCUGAUUGUGUUACAUCACAUUAGUAAUAUAUUAAAUAUAUUGUUAUUAGGA
Molecule: messenger RNA, 3429 nt
Organism: Acipenser ruthenus (sterlet)
Lineage: Eukaryota; Metazoa; Chordata; Actinopteri; Acipenseriformes; Acipenseridae
Product: zinc finger protein 235-like
Exons: 3
Coding region: 499-1281 (260 amino acids)
Biological process (GO): regulation of transcription by RNA polymerase II
Cellular component (GO): nucleus
Molecular function (GO): RNA polymerase II cis-regulatory region sequence-specific DNA binding; DNA-binding transcription factor activity, RNA polymerase II-specific
Source: RefSeq, a predicted model, not a curated record